Molecule: messenger RNA, 432 nt
Organism: Aspergillus calidoustus
Lineage: Eukaryota; Fungi; Ascomycota; Eurotiomycetes; Eurotiales; Aspergillaceae
Source: the annotation of a GenBank genome assembly
AUGACCACAACCCAGACAACAGCCCACCCCCACGCUCACACACCCACCCCAACGCGCGACGAGCGCGACGAGCGCAUCUUUACCAACUGCGAAAUCAUCUGGGGAAAAGGCACGUACGACCUGGAACUCGAAGCCGACGACUGGGAAACAUGGUGGGCGCUCGUCCGACGCGACUAUGGAUCCUCGUACGGCGGACCUUUGACGAUGACAGGGAUCUGCUCUUCAGAAGACGACGCCUGGGCGGAACUCGACCGGAUGCUCACUGUGUGGGCGAAACAGGUGCAGAGCGGGGAGCCGAUGACGGAGGAUAAGGGGUUGGAGAUCUUUGGGGGGCCGAGGGGCGAGCACAAGUCGCAUAUUCGCCAGUUUUGGGGGGAGUUGAGGAGGAGGGGGUCGAGGAGGCAUGAGAAGGGGAAGAGAGGGGUUAAAUGA